CUGUUUACACCUUAACCGUUUCAUUACACAGACGCUUUGGAAAAUCGGCGACAUUCCCCUUUCGUAAGCAAGGAAAAGGGUUAAGGCUGAGGCGCUAAACUGGGAUAAUGGUUUGGGACUUUAGACUUCUUAACAUUCUUUUUUCUGAGGGCAACGUUUUUCUCGAAUUUGAUCACUUUGCAUCUCUUUCUUGUCCUGUUUUUGGGACGUAAGCGCCUUCCCAGAAAGCCUUGCACCUGCUGCUGCCAAGUGCUAUGGUGGUCAGUUCUGGUGGAAGGCUUAAAGUUGUCGUCGGCCAAACAAGUCAGUUUGCACGAAUCGAGCUGAAAAGUGCAUUGUUGCAGGAGUUUUUCUGGUUUAAUCUGGGGAGGAUUGUACAGCGGUGUGUAUCACAUGCUCGGGCUGAGCCGCAACGACGGAGCGCAGGGAUCUAAUGUAACAACACCGGGGCAAGAAAGCGUUCCCCUGAGUCUGGAGCCGCGAUACUCGGCGGUGUUUUCGGAUGUGUUAGCAGAGAACGGCCUGCAUAAACUUCUGUUUGAGCGUGUAAGGUGGAAGGAGAGACUCUGGUACCCGCUCGGCCAUGUCUUACAGCCAGCGUGCUCUGGUGGUGCUGGCGCUGCUCGGCGUUUUGUCCUCGGUAAUGUCCGUCCUGUCCGUGUUCCUCAUCUUCCAGCUCCAGGCUCGGCAGGGGAAGGACUCGCCUUCCGUCGUGCCGAGCGAGAUCUCGGCGGUUUUAAUGCCGGUCGCCGUCGUGCUGUCAGCACUUUCUCUCACUCUCAACUUCAGCUCUGUGGUCGUGUGUCUGCUGCACAGCUACCUCACUACCGAUAUAUGCCGAGGAGAAGACGACACUCAGAGAGCUGACUGGUUUCUGUUGGACAGCAGGUCUGUCCGGCAUGUCGCCAUUGGAUUGUUCUGCCUUGGAAUCUCUGUUUACUUGGGAGCGAUGGCUCUCUACAUGCUGCUCGUCUUCGAGAUUGAGACGGGAAUAGCCAGCGUUUGUGUACUCUCCUCUGGUGUACUGGUACUGCUGGUUAUAGUGGCUCACUCGCUGUUCCGGGCCGCGCACACAGCCAAGCAUUUCCGCAACCAACAUGUCAACACUGUGUACCAGAACGACCCUGAGAGUAGCCCUGGCAUUCACACAUCACAGCUUAGCUUCAUAGAGAAACCCAGGAGGCAAGCCAGCAUGCACCGCCAGUUCCCCUACACACCCUCCACUGAUCCCAAACAACAGUGCUCGCCAACCAGUGGCCCACACAGCCACUCCAGUGAAAGAGAGGCCUACAGUGGCAGUGGCCGGAUGCACAGGACCCUGUCUGCAGAGUCUGGCCUGCUCCAGGCACAAACAAAGCCCUGGAACGGCAUCAACAAUGAGAUGAGAACUGUGUUGGCUCGCAAAGCCACAAGCAAAGACUCCACAUUAGUAUGAGCAACUGGAAGCACAGAGUAGCUUUCAGUUUUACAUGUUAAACUGUUGCUUCUUUUACUGUACACAUAGUGUUACGUUGCCAGUACAAGGACACUUAAUUAACUGUAUACGUACAUGCCUAAUAUAACUAGGUACACACCAAUAGAUAUAAAUAUUAAACAGUGGACUUACAGUACUAUGCAAAGUCACAGACCACCCUUUGUACAUUUAAUUUCCCAUCAAAACAGACAUUAAAUUUUAAUUUUAAAUAUUAAAUAUUAAAGUUAGCAAAUAUUCAAAAGGAGAAAGUGAAAGGAAAAUACAUGACAAAAAGGUUUCUUACUAAAACUGGAGUUGAAAAAAGUAUUAAAUGUUACAUAUAAAAUGGGACUUAACAACCGUGCAAGACCUGGUAAACUACCAAACUCUCAGAUAAACAGUACAUAAAGCUUUCAUCUUUGAGAGGAGAAAAAACCAAGGUCCACAUUUGCUUCAGCUCUGAAAAAAAA
Molecule: messenger RNA, 1923 nt
Organism: Pygocentrus nattereri (red-bellied piranha)
Lineage: Eukaryota; Metazoa; Chordata; Actinopteri; Characiformes; Serrasalmidae
Gene: tmem221
Product: transmembrane protein 221
Exons: 3
Coding region: 584-1435 (283 amino acids)
Source: RefSeq, a predicted model, not a curated record